AUGGCAUUUGCUCUUAAGUAUUUUCUUAUGUUUCUACUUCUAUCUAUGGUUACUCAAGGACAAUGCCGCUGCUCUGUCAGUGACCUCCAGAUCGGUGCGGUGAGGACGGGAAGACAAAUUGCCGGACAACCGGAGUGGAAAGUGACGGUGGUCAACACGUGUAACUGUCCUCAGAAGCAGGUGAUUCUCUCAUGCGGAGGGUUUGCUCCUGUGAAUCCUGUCAAGCCAUGGCUACUUCGCCCACAAGGAAACACGUGUCUUCUGAUUAAUGGAGUAGUUUUGCCAGCUGGAGCCAAAACUGAGUUCGGUUAUGCCGGCAAGCCUUAUAUCUUCAGACCCUUCAGCUCCAGGGUCAAAAGAAGUUGCAUGAAUUAA
Molecule: messenger RNA, 375 nt
Organism: Eruca vesicaria subsp. sativa (arugula)
Lineage: Eukaryota; Viridiplantae; Streptophyta; Magnoliopsida; Brassicales; Brassicaceae
Source: the annotation of a GenBank genome assembly